Molecule: messenger RNA, 3420 nt
Organism: Penicillium brasilianum
Lineage: Eukaryota; Fungi; Ascomycota; Eurotiomycetes; Eurotiales; Aspergillaceae
Source: the annotation of a GenBank genome assembly
ACGAUAUCCGCCUCGCUUGGGAAAAGACACUCCAAGGCAUCCACUCGAUCCAGGGAAGGCUUCAGCUAUAUAGUGCCUCUGUCGACUGAUACUUAUUCUUCUUUCUACCCUUGCCUCACUCAUAUUUCAGCAUUCCAGUGGGCGGAGAGGCAAUCCGGUUCUUGUUUGUCUCUCUCGUCGCGAUCUCAUCCUUUCCUGAUCUCCUCUCGGGCCUCACAUUAAAAUCUACCUGGCCACCGAUUUUGAACAAGCUCAAGGGCCACCCUCAACCCCGACAAUCCAUUGAAUAUCUGAUCUUCGGUCGCAAACUACCAAUAUUUUUUUACUCGGUCGUUCCCGGGGUCAAUCGAAAACGCCCGCUUCGUUCGAGGGGAUCGCGUCGACGCUAGUACUGUCAACCCUGUCCCCUGUCGCAGUUUGUGCGCAAUCAUGAGCGCCGACGAAAACGGAGAUACCCCAAUCAUGCCAGCGACGAACGGCGAGCCUCAUCCCGAUUCCUCGGCGACCGCGACCCCUGGGAAAAGAAAGCGGUCUACUCAAGAGGAGAACUUGGGUGUCGACUCCAACACAUCCACUACAUCGCGUGAUAGAGCAACUCUUCACGAGAAUUUACGAAGCCUCGUGGGCCUCCUGAUCAAACACGACACUGAGCUACAGCUCCUAUCCUGCCCAUUCCCCACGUCCGGAACGAAGCCGCGCACGAAGCGCACCAAAACCUCAAAUGACCAGGAGACAACCAAUGUACAAAUUCGCGUCGAGUCUGGCCGGUAUAACACGUUACAAGAGUUCCUGGCCGACAUCGAAAAGGCGUCCGCAGCCGUGAUCGAGCGGAACCAGAACCAGUCAAAUGGCACCAAGGCGGAUGGCACACCUUUGACGGAGGUGGUGAACCGCAUCGCGGCCUUCAAAAAGCACAUGAAUAGCAUUGUCGGCCAAUCUUUUGUGAAUCAAACCGAGGUCAAGGCCGAAGCCUCAGAGGAUGAGGCCGAACAAUCAGCAGAAGCCCUGGCAGCCAUUCCUGGUGCCCGCGAGGACCGACAAGCCUUGACGUUCUUCGGUGCGAAUCCUUCAAACCAAGGAAAUCCGAAGCAGUUGUUCUCAAGUCUGCAAAAAUCGGUCAAGGUGCCAUUGCAAUCCUCUGAACCCGACACGGAAAAAUUUAUCGAAGUUCAGGAGCAACUUCGCGAGACCGCCCUUCCUGCUGGCAUCACUUCCACCAAGGUGGUUCCGUACAACCUAAAUGUCACCAAGCCCCAAAAGAGAACAUUCGGUGAGGUUUUUGCUCCCCGCUCGGGUCUGCCACUCAUGCAGCCUCCGCGCACACGAGCUCAUCGAAGCUCCUCGGCAUCGUGGAUCGAUCCCUUUGACGCGGUCUUCGAUACCAAGCAUUUCUUGGGUGAUCGCAAUAGCUACUGUCUGACACCCCUCCCGGCUAGCCAGUGGCUACAAUACGGCGGCGUAACGUCAUCACCCUCAUACUGGUCUCGCGUGGAGAAGCAACAUGCUGAGGUUGACAAUGGCCCGAAACACGGCGACCCUGCACUCUGGACUGGCGACGACCCUUCUUUGCUUCAAGGUGUCUUCUCAUCAUUUGCCCCGUCGUAUGACAGCUCGGGAGCUGUUCUACAAGUUGAUACUAAGGACUUGGUGUGGUGGGGGAAGCAAGGCGCGAAGCGCUUGCAGACUUUGCUUACUCUCUCAGAUGAAGAAGUUGAGACACCAGUGGUACAACCUGGCAGUAUCGGCGAUCUAGAUGAGAGCGCACUUGAUGAAAUGGUGAAACAAUUCAACCCCGAAGACUUCGCUUAUGACUCAACUCAAGACGAGCCAAGCAAAGAGGAUCCUGAAUCCCGAGAGGUCGAAGAUUUGCUUGGUGAAAUUUCUGAUCUGUUGGACACUCUGAGCUCGUAUCAGAAGAUUCGCAAUCUUCAACUUCCCUCUUCGGGAGGCGAGACCUCAGAAUCAAACGAAUCCGCUGUCCCCAUGUUCGGCACACCCGACACCCCCUCCGACGCCGAGCGAGCUGUUUACGAAACCCUCAAGGCGGGUCUCUUCGCCAUAAUCAACAAUCUUCCUCCAUUUGCAGUUGCAAAGCUCGACGGCGACCAACUCGCCGAGCUCAACAUCAGCCAAAAGAUUAUUGUCGAGAAUCCGGAUUACAGUGGCACCAUGGAGAAGGAUGACUACACGCUGCAUCAGGAUCGCGCUGCAGCAAUCGCGGCCGCCUCCGCCACGAAUGCUGCUGCUGUUACAUCGAAUGCUAUGAACCGUACCUCGACGCCUUCUGGAUCGCGCUCUGGAUACCAACAAACCCCCCAGACAACAUACAACCAACGUGCUGUCCCCCCUAAUCCUCAGAUGUCGCAGCCCCGGCCUGGGUUCCAGGUUCCACAACAAGCCCGACAGCCCUCUGCGGGAGCCUCAUUUACACCUAAUUAUACAGCUCGUCCCCCGAGCACCCCUGGGCAACGGCCUGGCUACAUGCCUCAGCAGUUCUCACAACAAGUGAACCCACAACACGGUCAAGCGGGCAACACGCCACAGUUCCAGCGGCCGCCGUCCAAUGGGUACGCGCAAUCUCCACAACAGUACACCCCACGGCCUGGGCAACCGGCUGCGUACAAUGCUACACCUCAAGGACGCACACCUUACGCCAACGCCGGCACUCCUCAGCCAUACCAAAAUGCGAACCUCACGCAGCCACAGGCUGCAUACUCGAAUUCAGCUGCCGCCGCGAUUUAUGCGCGCAGCGCUGCUGAGAAACAGCAAGCCACAAAGGUUCAGCUUGCCGCCCAGCAACGGCAAAGCCCGUCGACCCCACAACCUCAUGGUCUUGAUGCUCGCUCAUCCCACGAGGGUAGCCUGACUCCUGGCAAGCAGAACGGCACUCCCGUUCCAACACAACAGGCAAGCUAAACUAGUGCUUGUCAUAAGAUUGUCUCGCCCUUUCUGGGGCGUCUACUCGACAAUUUUCGGGGGAUGGAGUUGUUCCUUAUCACGUUGAGCUGACCAUUCUCUUCGUGAAACUCGAUCUUGACCCGACACUCAGGUCAAGGUCUUUACUUGUCUUUGGACAUGGCUUUUGUGACGCCUGGUACCGUGAUUCCUACGUUUCGUUUCUCACCGAUUUUCUUUCUCCACUGUCUUUUAAUGGUAUUUGCGUCUUAUCUCUGCGGACUCAUUGGUUUCUGUGUUCUUUAGGUGUUUGCUGGGAUGACAGCAAUUGGCGUGUGGUUGUGGGUUUCAAGACGGGUUCUACCCUGGGUAGUUUAGGAUGGUGGCGAGGCAGUCUGUUUCUGUAUCCACACUGUGGGCUUUUUUUUCCUAGAUGAGAAGAAGAUUGCUUUCGCUUUUCAACAUAUGAACAAUGGAUUGUGUCAAUGCUGAAUAGCCCGUGUCUGAUGACCGAUUCCAUAUUAC